This is a messenger RNA of Penicillium chermesinum, 1578 nucleotides long. RefSeq names its product cation diffusion facilitator family transporter. The coding region runs from base 1 to 1578 and encodes 525 amino acids. Lineage: Eukaryota; Fungi; Ascomycota; Eurotiomycetes; Eurotiales; Aspergillaceae. Gene Ontology annotation, molecular function: zinc ion transmembrane transporter activity. Gene Ontology annotation, cellular component: membrane. The record is from RefSeq and is a predicted model, not a curated record. The transcript is spliced from 4 exons. Gene Ontology annotation, biological process: zinc ion transmembrane transport; intracellular zinc ion homeostasis.
AUGGGCCUCUCCAAGACCAACAGGAUCAUCAUCCUGCUUGUUAUCGAUACUGCCUUCUUCCUCCUGGAGCUGAUCACCGGGUACACUGUCCACUCCCUUGCCCUGGUCGCCGAUUCCUUUCACAUGCUCAAUGAUGUCCUCUCCUUACUCGUGGGUCUAUGGGCCGUCAAGGUCGCCAACCAGGAAACAAACUCGAAAAUGUAUACCUACGGUUGGCAACGAGCAGAGACGCUCGGUGCUCUCGUCAACGGUGUCUUCUUGGUCGCUCUAUGCGUGUCAAUCGUCAUGGACGCGAUUCAGCGAUUGGUUGAGCCUCAGGAAGUUCAGAAUCCCAAGCUAGUCUGCAUCGUCGGAUGCUUUGGUUUGCUCUCCAACAUUGUCGGAUUAGCCCUAUUCCACGACCACUCCCACGGCGGACACGGGCAUUCCCACGGACAUGGCGAGGAGGAUUUGGAGACUGGACACGAGGGUGACGAUCAUAGUCACGAAGUUGACGAGACUCACGGGAAUGGUGCGUCAGACGCCGCGGACCGGCUUGGUCUUCCGCAUUCCGCCGAUCGAUCUCGCAGACGCCGUACAGCCGAGUCACAGGUGCGAGGCUCAAGGCGGUACAGUACAUCCGCUCUCGCCAACGUGGAGGACAUCUAUGUCCACCCAGCGACGAUGCGCCAGGACAUCAUUGCUGCUAGCCGUGACUCUUACGACAACGAAGAGACAUCGGACACUGAUAGCCGGGACGAUGAAACUCCCACUGAAACGUCUGGUCUGCUUCGCCACGGAGACCGCAAAACGAACUACACGAACGAAAGUGACGCCCCGUUCAAGGUCCCUCCACGUUUGGAGGACGAUGUCCAUAAACACCACAACCAUGCUCAGCCGAAGCCUAAGAGUCAAAAGGGUGGGCAUAGCCAUGAUCUCAACAUGCGCGGAGUCUUUCUGCACGUCAUGGGUGACGCGCUUGGCAAUAUUGGUGUGAUUGCCUCUGCUUUGGUCAUUUGGCUGACUGAUUACGAGUGGCGAUUCUAUGUCGACCCGGGUAUUUCAUUGGUGAUCACAGUUAUUAUUCUUGCAUCUGCCAUUCCCCUCUGCAAGGCUGCCUCGCGUAUUCUUUUGCAAGCUGUUCCCGCAGGAAUGAGCGUUGACCACAUCAAGGAAGAUAUCGAAGGUCUCCCAGGUGUUAUCGGAUCUCACCACCUCCACGUCUGGCAAUUGAGCGACACCAAGGUCGUGGCUUCCAUCCAUAUUCAGGUUGAUACUGAGAUCAAGGGCGAGGGCUCUGAGCGUUACAUGCGUCUUGCUCGACAGAUCCGCAGGUGUCUGCACGCCUACGGCAUCCACUCUUCUACCAUCCAGCCUGAAUUUGCCCCCGAAAGUGACACAGAAGAUGGCGCAAACAUGAACCAGCCUUCGUCGUCCCGGGAAUCAGACGAGCCCAACCAGCCGAGUCGAGCUGGCAGCUUGCGCGAUGCCGACCCCACUGCCUGUCUACUUGAAUGCGAUGAUAACUGUGCCCAGGGUGGUCAAUGCUGCCCAAAAAGCCUACUUGAUUUGCAGACGCGAUCCUGUUGCCCAGAGUAG